Messenger RNA from Aspergillus oryzae RIB40, 2586 nucleotides. RefSeq names its product M protein repeat protein. NCBI's taxonomy places the organism in Eukaryota, Fungi, Ascomycota, Eurotiomycetes, Eurotiales, Aspergillaceae. The transcript is spliced from 3 exons. The record is from RefSeq and is a predicted model, not a curated record. The coding region runs from base 1 to 2586 and encodes 861 amino acids. Gene Ontology annotation, cellular component: Golgi apparatus; endoplasmic reticulum.
AUGGCGCAACAAAAAUGGAAGGUUGGAUCCUUCCUGCAGCAAGCUGUCGCCGGCGUUGAAUCGAAGUUGGAUAUGAUCCUGGCCGAUGAGGAGCAGCGCCAACAGAUACAGCCAAAGCAAAAUACGGCGACGAAGAAUCAGCCUGGAAAUCUUUCGCGAAGUUCAUCAAAUGCGCGGAAGAAUGAUCGCCUUCAGGAGCGUCUGGCUCGCGCUGUUGUCAAAUCUAAUACCAAUGCUAAUUCCGCUUCCCAAUCCUCAAGUCGAGUCCCCUCUCCCGUCACCAGUCCGGUCACGAGUAAUGGCGCGCGGUCGAGCAUGGAUAUUGAAUCGAACCUUGGACGUAGCAGCCUCAAUCUCGAAGAAAGUGCCCAAAACGUCGCUCCUGCCGAUGAACUUUCGUCGAUUGCAGCCUCCAGAACAAGUCAUGACAGCAGCUCACCACGGAACUCGAAAGACAUUGUCCCCUCGCGCGCAUCGAAUGAGGAUUCCGAGUCGCAAAAGGCUAACUCAGAAAAGAGCACCGAAGUUGUACAAGAAAAUGGCGUUGAACCUGAGCUACAGGAAACCGAAGCUGACAAACCACACUCAUCUGAGGACCUUGCCCAGGACGCUGCGAAUGGUCCGAGUGAUAUCAUCGAGCCCUCCUCCACCGAUGUGGACAAGACUAUCGCACAGUUACAGGCAGAACACAAGGCAGCCGAGUCACGUUGGCAAGCGGAAAUGUACGAACAUAUUGAGCGAAUUGACGCAUUGCAGUCGAAAUUGAAGUACUUGACCAAGGAAGCUGCCGAGUCCGCCAAGAAAGCGGCCGCGGCGGAAGCACCUGGAAGUAUGGAGAGACAACUCCGGGAGAAGGACGAGAAAAUAGCACUGUUAUUCGAAGAAGGACAGAAACUUUCGAAAUCUGAGAUGGACCACCGUACGGCAAUCAAGAAACUUCGGCAGCAGUUGGCGGAGAAUACGAAAGUUCAAACUGAAAAUCACAAGAGAACAGAAAAGCUGGAAAGAGAUCUAGCCAACGCUGAGGCCAGGGCUAAGCGGGCUGAAGCUGCCGAAAAACGAGCCAAUGAAUCACUGACGUCUCAGUCAAAAAGCUCGCGAGAUCUUGAAACAGUCACAGCGGAGCGAGAUGCAUUGAGCCAAACAGUUCAGGAAUUGAAGGGCCAACUUGCCAGAGCAGUUGCGCGAGCUGAGGCAGCUGAAGCCAAAGCCCAGUCUGACGCGCUAGAGCAGGAAAAGCGCCAUGCGGCCAAGUUGGAAGAAGAACUGGCAAGCAUCAAGGCCGAGCGUGAUGAAAGUGAGGAAAGCUUGAAGACAGAGAUACGCGAUCUGAAGAGUACCAUUGAGCAAGAGAAGGAAAGGGCACGAGUACUGGAGGUCGAACUAAAGAACGAGCAAUCUGUAUUGGAAAGCAAGAUGGAGUCUCUUCGCUCCAGAGCGGAAGAAGCUUCAUCUGGGGUAGCUGGCGAUGCCCAAGCGAAGCUUCUACGCCAAAUCGAGACAUUGCAGACGCAGUAUGCUGUUGCCAGUGAAAAUUGGCAGGCGUUGGAGGGUUCUCUACUUGCGCGCUUAGCCAACGUAGAGAAAGAACGAGACGAAGCCGCACGCCGAGAGGGAGACCUGCGACGGAAAGUUCGGGAAGCGAACCUCAAAGCUAAAAGGGCCGAGGAGGACCUCGAAGAAGCAAAAGAGGUCGAGCAUGAUCUUGAAAGCAAACUCGAGGAACGCAUGCAGGAGUUGCAAAAACUCGAGCAGAAACUUCAAAAAGCUACGGACGAUUUAGUCUCGGCACAGAAAGACUUCGACGAACAGAAGAAAGUGUGCGAUGCAACAUGGGCACAGAAGCUGGAGGAAGAACGAGUGAAAUGGCGCGAGCAGGUUGUGCCCCCUGCCAUCUUCACCCAACAACAACGUACCGAGUCACCAGUAGCCUACAGUCGCAGGCCGAGUACCCUGGAGCCUGUAGGUUCUUUCAGUGACUUGCGAUCAAGUCGCCGGUCUUCGACUCUUCCCAUGACGUCGCCAGAGGUAGGCACACCAACACGACAGAACUCAUUCCCAACAUCUACGUCCGCUCUCCUUUCACCUCCAGCGAACAGCGCAUCCUUCUCGCAAUUUACGGACACCCCAUCAAUCUCUUUCGAACCAGACGAGUACUCUGCCCGGCCGCGCACGCCAUCUGCUUUUGGCGGAGCGCUGACCCAAAACUCCCGGGGAAUCAACGACAUUAUUUCGGAAUCCACUGUUGGCGCCGGUCCAUCGGUCCAGUUGGUGGAGCGCAUGAGUGCGACGGUUCGCCGAUUGGAAAGUGAACGAGCGGCCACGAAAGAUGAGCUUGCUCGUAUUGUAAGCCAACGCGAUGAAGCCCGGCAACAAGUUGUGGACUUGAUGCGGGAAUCUGAGGAGAAAAGGACAGUCGACGCCCGUGUCCAAGAACUAGAGAAGCGACAUGCAGAGCUAGAGGAGCGUUACGAGACUACUCUUGAGCUGCUGGGUGAAAAGAGUGAGCAAGUGGAAGAGCUCCAGGCCGAUAUUGCCGAAGUCAAGAAAAUCUACCGCGAGCUGGUGGAUAGUACCAUGAAAUGA